AUAAGGAUGCCGAGGAUGCAGUGGAAACACACAACAACAGGUCCUUCGAGCACCCUCAUACUCACGUACAGCACCAUCCAAGUCCACACCAAUCUUCAACAUGAAGUUUUUCGUGACCUCCCUCAUUGCUCUGAUGGCCUGCGUCGCCUUCGCCGAAGAGGCGGCCAAGAAAGAUGAGAAGAAAGACGUCGAAGCACGCGGCGGAGUGCUUGGCGGCCUCGGUGGAGUCGGUUACGGCGGCGGCCUCGGCACCGGUCUCGGCACUGGUUUCGUCGGCACCGGUCUUGGCGGUGCCGGUCUCGGCGGUGCCGGUCUUCAUGGUGCUGGUCUUGGCGGUGCUGGUCUAGGAGGCGUCGGUCUUGGCGGCGCCGGUCUGGCCGGCCCUGGCCUUGUGGGUCCUGGUCUCGUGGGCGGUGGUUUGGGCCACGGUGUCGGCCUCGGCCACGGAUUCCAGUCGGGCUACGGCUCCACCGCCGGAGGCCAGCAGGGCGGGUAUCAGGGCGGUGCCGCCGGACACAACCUGGGAGCCGCUGGAUUCGCCGGUGGCGCCGCUGGUAGCAAGGUCAACUCGUACAACAACAACCAGGGAUACAGCCACAGCUCUGGUUUCUCGUCUAGCGACGGCAAGACCUUCGGCGCGGGCAACAAGCAGGGAUCGUCUGGAUUCAAGGGAGGUGCCGGCGGCCACCAGGCUGGGUUCGGACAGGCCGGCUACGGCGGAGCCGGAGGCGUCGCUGGCGCUGGCCUUGGCAUCCACGGCUAGUCAUUGGAUGUCCACUUGACAUUGAACAUCGCGCUGUUCUGCUACCGAGAUUGGCAGAACGUUUCCGACAUUGUUCGAAAAAAGAAUUGUUUCCAGCACCAAUUUGUAAUUUUUAUAGUUGUUUUUUGCGAUUACGUUUUGCCCAGAAGUUGGUGGAAAUUUUUUCAUCUACAGCUGUUUUCUGUUUGCAUUUAAUAAAGUUGAGAAGAAAAUU
Messenger RNA from Dermacentor silvarum, 977 nucleotides. RefSeq names its product acanthoscurrin-1. NCBI's taxonomy places the organism in Eukaryota, Metazoa, Arthropoda, Arachnida, Ixodida, Ixodidae. Bases 101 to 763 code for a protein of 220 amino acids. The record is from RefSeq and is a predicted model, not a curated record. The transcript is spliced from 2 exons.